AUGGCUUUACCGAACGUGCGAUUUGUAGAAAUAUUCACCGAUAAUACCGAAUCCUACGGUGAGCGGGAAAAUUAUGUAAUUCUAACACAGCGGGAGAAAAGUUUCAUAGCAUCGAUAUACUGCUCCCCUGUCAGACAGGGAUGCUUGAAAUCACUCGUCUCACAAGCUAUCAAAGUUAAACUGGAAAUGGCGUGCGAUAUAUGCUUUACACUAUUAGUUACAGGGCCAGGCGAUCGAAUUGUACUAGGAACCAGACCUAUACCAACUCCAGGACCCAAAGAAGUUCUAGUGAAGGUAGCAAUUGCAGGAUUAAAUCCCCAUGACCAGCUUGUGCGUGAUAUAGGAUUUUUCAUCGGUAAAAAUGUUCCUGCACCUACUGGUAUAGAUAUUGUUGGAACAGGACAUGCUGUUGGAAAAGAUGUCAACAACUUCAAAGUUGGCGAUUUGGUAUUCGGAAAUGGAGAUCCGUUUGAUGGAGAUUACAUGGCCACCCAAGAAUACACCCUGAUGGACAUUGAUUUCCUGGGGCAUGUGCCAUCAUCUGUCACACAAGAUGAGGCUGCUACAUUACCCUUGAAUGCACUUACUAUGUGCAUCGCUCUUUUUGACGCAUCCACACACGGUUUUCCUUCCCCUUUGACUCCGGCGGGAAAGUCGUUUGACUACAAACAUACGCCUCUCGUCAUCCUUGGAGGUGGCUCCAACUGUGGAAAAUUCGCUAUCCAGCUUGCUAAAUGGGCCGGUUUCGGCACCAUCAUUGCAAUCGCCGGCAAAACCAAAGCAGAAUAUCUCGUUGAGCUUGGUGCUACACAUAUAAUCGACAGAACCUUGAGUGACGAUAAAAUCGAGUCUGAGGUACGAAAUAUCGUGGGAGAUAACCUUCUGCAUGUUUGUACUGCUGUGUUGCCAAAGGAUCAGACACUGGGUGCCCGACUUCUGUCAAACAGCAAGAAAGGAACACUAGUUACAGUAACAAAGGGUACAGUCGACGAAACAAAACUAGGUGAGAAAAAGGCUGGAUAUAGGGUGCGCGGAUUCCUUUGUCGCCCACAUGCAAAGGAUAAACGAGAGCUGGCAACUCUCUUCUGGAAAGCUUUCCCGGGACUUAUCGAAAAGGGAAUCCUUAGGCCAACUCCAUAUGAAGUGGUUAAGGGUUUGGAUGAGAAUAAGAUCAAUGAGAUACUUGAUGAGUAUGGUUAA
This is a messenger RNA of Trichoderma asperellum CBS 433.97, 1200 nucleotides long. NCBI's taxonomy places the organism in Eukaryota, Fungi, Ascomycota, Sordariomycetes, Hypocreales, Hypocreaceae. The record is from RefSeq and is a predicted model, not a curated record.